CGCUUAGUUGACGGCUGACUUCACAAAACAAAUGGACCGUUCGGUUGCUAACCCGUCUGUUUGGGACACGCAAAAAGUAUAUAAACACCAUGAACAAAAAAAGGUUGCUUUUACCCGUCCAAAAUACCGAGAGGGACGACGACUUAAAGCUGUAAAGGUAUACACCAUAAACUUGGAGUCUCGGUACCUAUUAGUUCAAGGUGUUCCUGCUAUCGGAGUGAUGACAGAGCUCGUGCAACUCUUUGCUCUCUAUGGAGGGAUUGGAGAAUACAGGGCGCUUGAUGAAUAUCCAGCAGAGCAAUUCACUGAAGUCUACUUAUUUAAAUAUCAAAAGCUUACAAGUGCAAGGACAGCUAAGCGGCAUACGGAUGAAAAGAGCUUUUUUGGAGGGCAACUGCAUGUCUGUUAUGCCCCUGAGUAUGAAACUGUAGAAGAAACUAGGCAGAAGCUACAGGAUAGGAGGAGAUAUGUGAACAGAGUCAUACAGAAAGAUGCAAAGCAACAUGAACAGCAACCGGACGAAAGCACAGAAACUUUACGGACAGAAAUGUCUGCAGCUGAAGCACCUCAGGUCCAGAAAGACUAUAAAAAGGCCAGAGAGGAAAAUGUAAAUUUUGACUUUCCCUGUUUGCCUCCACCAGCUAUGGAGGAUCUUCAUCGGUGUAACGAAUUUAAACAUCCAUUACAAUUUCAGAGACCUGAAAGGAUAUUACCUACAGAGGACAAGAUGGGUUCGCUGCACAGUUUCAUCCCUCCCGUUCCAAAUAAUUUGAAACGCAUUACGCCCUGCUCAUCUUCAAGUAAUCAAAACAGAGAUCUGAGCCAAAAGCAUAAGAACUUGUUACCAUCUGUUAGAUUUAUGCCAAGGACUACACAUUUAGAAAGCAGAAAAAGAAAAUCAGAAGAUGAAACAUUACUUUUUAAUGAAACAGACAAAAAUGCCCCAAUAAUUGGUCCAAAACUACCAGAGAUGCCCAAGUUGGACAUGGAAGAUGAUUCACUAAAUGUAACCGCCAGUUUGAUCCGUCAAACAAUGACAAAGGUUUCAUCUACACCAGAAAUCAAACCUGUACAAGGCAAGGGCACCACUGCAAAGCCACGCAGAAGAAUUUAAGACGAUCACAGUUUUCUGUCCAUUAAAGUCUUUCACUUCA
This is a messenger RNA of Paramisgurnus dabryanus, 1154 nucleotides long. It is a transcript of the gene rbm48, whose product is annotated as RNA binding motif protein 48. The record is from RefSeq and is a predicted model, not a curated record. Gene Ontology annotation, cellular component: nucleoplasm. NCBI's taxonomy places the organism in Eukaryota, Metazoa, Chordata, Actinopteri, Cypriniformes, Cobitidae.